AUGUUGGUCAGCUUCUUAUUCUUGUCCCUUUGGGCUGCUCUGCAGGUCUUUGCGCUCCCAGUAUCAUCAAAUUCGUCAUGCUCGACCACUCAACCGGUGCACACUCGUCCUCGGGUCCUGAUCCUCACUGAUAUCGCCAAUGAACCGGAUGAUGCCGAAUCUCUUGUCCGUCUCUUGGUAUACUCCCACCAAUUCCGUCUCCAAGGAUUCGUUGCGACUACAAGCUACUGGCUCAAUUCCUCCACUCACGAGGAUCAGAUCAUCGACACCCUAAAGGUCUAUGGCGAUGUCCUGCCUAACCUCAAGGCUCAUGCCGAUGGCUGGCCCGAGGCCGACUUCUUGAUUAACAAUUCCAAAGCCGGUCUUCCCGUCUAUGGAAUGGACGGCGUGGGAGAAGGCAAAGACAAUGAUGGCAUGGAGUUGCUGAUCCGCACCGUUGACGCAUCGGAUGAAACACUCUGGGUGCCCUGCUGGGGAGGUACAGCGGUUCUGGCACAGGCACUGUGGAAGGUUAAUGCCACCAGGAGCGCGGAUGAGAUUGAAAAGUUCGUCCGCAAGCUGCGUGUAUACGCCGUCUCGGACCAAGAUAAUACAGGCCCCUGGAUUCGUCGCCAUUGGCCGCAGUUGUUCUACAUUGCUAGUGUCCACCAGUUCAAUAUAUAUGCUCUUGCAGCGUGGUCGGGCAUAUCCGGUGAAGAAUACUAUUAUUUCGAGCACACCGGCGCCAACACUUCCUCAGUUUCGAAGGAAUGGGUCAAAGAACAUAUCCAGGAUGUUGGGGAGUUGGGUGCACAGUACCCAAAAUUUGACUAUAUCCCGGAAGGCGAUACACCAACUUUUCUCUACCUCAUCCAGAACGGCCUCUCUUCCAUUGAACACCCAGAAUGGGGUUCUUGGGGCGGUCGUUACGGACCUGUAUGCUAUGGCGAAGGUCACUAUGCCGACACAGCAGACCUAAUUACCGGCCCCAACGGCAUCAAACGAUCCUCAUCGCAAGCCACCAUCUGGCGCUGGCGCUCAGCCUACCAAGCCGAUUUCGCAGCUCGCAUGCAAUGGUCGAACACGGACCGGUUCGAAGACGCCAACCAUGCCCCCGUGGCUGUUGUCAACCAGCAUUGCGGGUUGGCUCCGGUGGAGAUCACCAUGCGACCUAACCAGACGCUCCAGUUGAACGCCGGUGCCUCUUAUGACCCGGAUGGCAAUCAACUUUCGUUCAAGUGGUGGCAGUAUGUUGACCCGUCGGACACGGAGUGGCCCCCAUCCACCGAUGCUUUGUCAUUGAAGAUCCGGGGUUCGACAUCGCCGAAUCCAACUAUUACUCUUCCAUCGGAAAACACACUGUGGCAGGCCGGUGGAGCACGCGGAGACCGCUUGGAGAGAACGUUGCAUUUGAUUCUGGAAGUCAGCGACGGGGCCCUGGUUUCCUACAGACGGGUCUUGGUCAAGUUCAACAUUCCCCGUCCGGCAUAG
Molecule: messenger RNA, 1470 nt
Organism: Aspergillus glaucus CBS 516.65
Lineage: Eukaryota; Fungi; Ascomycota; Eurotiomycetes; Eurotiales; Aspergillaceae
Exons: 2
Coding region: 1-1470 (489 amino acids)
Molecular function (GO): hydrolase activity, hydrolyzing N-glycosyl compounds
Source: RefSeq, a predicted model, not a curated record